Drosophila eugracilis is the source of this 864-nucleotide messenger RNA. It is a transcript of the gene Ccm3, whose product is annotated as programmed cell death protein 10. The transcript has 5 exons. Gene Ontology annotation, biological process: positive regulation of MAP kinase activity; regulation of Golgi organization. The record is from RefSeq and is a predicted model, not a curated record. NCBI's taxonomy places the organism in Eukaryota, Metazoa, Arthropoda, Insecta, Diptera, Drosophilidae. Gene Ontology annotation, cellular component: Golgi apparatus; FAR/SIP/STRIPAK complex. Gene Ontology annotation, molecular function: protein kinase binding. The coding region runs from base 211 to 837 and encodes 208 amino acids.
ACCAGUUAGUUUUCAGUGUUGAGUAAUUCAACAGUCUGUGCUCAUUUUGUUGUGAACAAUUUUUGUUAAUUUUUUAAUUUGAUUUGCGAGGGUCGUGCGAACGAGGCAACGGACAUCGCACGGACGCGGAAUCGGAAGUGCGAUCCUGCAGCAUGCGCCAGGACACAUAGGCAGCAGUAGAAGACCAAGCGCACUUGGAGUUACCUAGAAAUGACAAUGGGCGAGCCAACCACGUCUCUUGUUCUGCCUGUCAUACUGCGGCCCAUUUUCUCCCAGCUCGAGCGACGCGACGUAGGCGCUGCCCAAUCUUUACGCUCCGCCAUUCUCAAGUCGGAGCAGAAUAAUCCGGGCUUCUGCUAUGACCUUGUCGCCACAAUUGUUCGGCGGGCCGAUCUGAACGUAAAUUUGAACGAGGCAGUGCUCCGAUUGCAGGGAAACAUUACGGAAGCGGACCUUAAUGAAUACCGCUUGACUCGCACAGAAGAGCCCUUCCAGGAACUCAAUCGCAAGUCCGUGGCACUCAAGGUUAUCCUCAGCCGCAUACCCGACGAGAUAAACGACAGGAAGACAUUCCUGGAGACCAUCAAGGAAAUCGCCAGCGCCAUAAAGAAACUGCUCGAUGUGGUCAACGAGAUCGGCUCGUUCAUACCGGGCGUCACGGGUAAGCAGGCUGUGGAGCAGCGAAAGAAGGAGUUUGUCAAAUAUUCCAAGAAGUUCAGCACAACGCUGAAGGAGUACUUCAAAGAAGGACAACCGAAUGCAGUAUUCAUAAGUGCACUUUUUCUAAUACGGCAAACGAAUCAAAUAAUGCUGACAGUUAAGAGUAAAUGCGAGUAGAGAAUUAAAACCUUUAAUUAUGGCAAA